AUGGCCUGGGCUCUGUUUCUCUUCAAGUUUCUCCUCAAGUUCUUGGUUAAAGCCGAGCGAACGCAAGAUAAAGGCUUGGACGAGGUGGGAGGCAGCACGGUGGUAGCCGAGGGAAUCCUAGGCGGCAUAAGGGGCCCAGGCGGCGGGUGCCGCGCAUCCUCGAUGACGAUGGCCGAGAGCGCCGUGGAGGACGCCGCAGCGCCCCCGGGUCCAGCCAAGCCGCCCCCCUGCACGAACAACAACACCCUGGCGGCGACAGCGAACCGGAACCACCGGCCCCGGAAGCGGAAGCGCCUGUCUCAGGUGCUGGACAUCCUGCAGGCCCACCGGGGCUCGCCGUCCGAGGGGGAGGUGCUGAGGUUCGAGGGCACCCUGGCCUCGGAGGAGGACGAGGAGGCGGCGUUCGGGUCGCCGAGGUCGCAGGCGGCCGCGGAGGCGCAGGCGACCUCGGGGUUCCUGGCCCUGCGGCUGAAGGAGGAGUCGGGGCCCGGCGAGGAGGAGGCGGGGGCCAGCCAGGACGCCCGGCACCACCGGCACCACCACCACCAUCACCACCAUCACCGGCGGAACCACCCGGGAGCGGGGGGCGCGGUCCACCCUGGGCGGCGCUCCUCCUCGGGCAAGUACCCCCGGUGCACCUGCGCACAGUGCGGCGGGGCGCCCCCCACGUCGCCGCUGACGGCGCCCUUAACGGCGCUGACCCCCCUGACGCCCCUGAGCUUGCCGCCCCUGGCGCCGGUCUCGCCGUCGCCGCACGCGUUCGAGCACUACCUGCACACCAAGUACCUGCCAGACAUCUUCCGCCGGCGCAGCCACUCUGACUCGGACGUGCCCGGGUGGGAGCGGCCCGCGGGGGGCCCGGGCCACCCGGGGCACCCGCCGCGCAGCGGCUCCCUCGAGAGCGACCCCACCAGCCCCCAGGAGUCGCCGCUGGACCUGUCGAUGAAGAACGCCAUGGCGCGGCCUCCCUCCCUGCAACUCCUGCCCCCCGGGAUCGUGACCAGGGGCGCCGUCAGCGUCCCCGUGGUCCGGGGCGACGUCGCCUCCCCCACCACCAAGGAGAGCGUCGCGGUCAGGUACAACCUCGAGGUCUCCCCCGUAGUCGAGGAGAUGCCCCCGGGCGCCGACGUGGCCUACGUCUGCCCGGUCUGCGGGCAGAUGUUCAGCCUCCACGACCGCCUCGCCAAGCACAUGGCCUCCCGGCACCGGAGGCAGGGCCCCCAGGACGCCUCGGCCAAGGCCUACCUGUGCGACGUCUGCAAGCGCAGCUUCGCCAGGUCGGACAUGCUCACCCGGCACAUGCGCCUCCACACCGGCGUGAAGCCCUACACCUGCCGGGUGUGCGGCCAGGUAUUCAGCAGGUCGGACCACCUGAGCACGCACCAGCGCACCCACACCGGGGAGAAGCCCUACAAGUGCCCCCAGUGCCCCUACGCCGCCUGCCGCAGGGACAUGAUCACCAGGCACAUGAAGACCCACUCGAGGUACCCCGAGGGCCAGGCCCCGAAGACGGAGCCGGCCGCGGGGCCCGACAGCCCCGGGGCCCCCGCCCCCGCCCUCAAGGCCGAAUGA
Messenger RNA from Orussus abietinus, 1572 nucleotides. It is a transcript of the gene klu, whose product is annotated as fez family zinc finger protein 1. NCBI's taxonomy places the organism in Eukaryota, Metazoa, Arthropoda, Insecta, Hymenoptera, Orussidae. The transcript is spliced from 2 exons. The coding region runs from base 1 to 1572 and encodes 523 amino acids. Gene Ontology annotation, molecular function: RNA polymerase II cis-regulatory region sequence-specific DNA binding; DNA-binding transcription factor activity. The record is from RefSeq and is a predicted model, not a curated record. Gene Ontology annotation, biological process: regulation of transcription by RNA polymerase II.